AUGGGGCGCCACCCCAUUGAAGCUGGCGUCUCAUUUGAACGCCCUGACGUGCGUUUUCUCCUCCCGGUUCUGUCUCCCCGCAGCAAUGGUCUGACCCCGGUGUCGCCGGCGGCCCCCGCCUCCCCCCGUCCCGCCGUCCCCAGCCCGGCCCCCGCCGGCGAGGAGCUGACCACCCCGGAGCCCCUGGACCACCCCGUCCAGCCUGCGCCCCAGCACGAUGUCCCCUACUUCAGGGCGGCGAUGCGGAGCGAGGCGGACCGGCUGGCGGAGCUCUGUGAGCGGUGGGGCGGGCGGACGGAGGACCCCGCGGUCCCGGAGGAGGUGCAGGACCUGAUCCGGACCACCGUGGGCCAGGCCCACCUGCUGAUGGCCGAGCGCUUCCAGCAGUUCGGGGGGCUGGUGGACGACUGCGAGUUCGGCCGCGGGGAGAAGGAGACCACCUGCACCGACCUGGAGGGCUUCUGGGACAUGGUCUACUUCCAGGUCAGGACAACCCCCCUCUCUCUCUCUCAGUGCAGUGUUCAUGUACUGGAGUGUCCAGUCAGUGUGUCUGUAUGAA
Molecule: messenger RNA, 559 nt
Organism: Lepisosteus oculatus (spotted gar)
Lineage: Eukaryota; Metazoa; Chordata; Actinopteri; Semionotiformes; Lepisosteidae
Source: RefSeq, a predicted model, not a curated record